ACAAGCAGAGGGCCACGCAAGGUAGAUCGCCAUGAUGCCGACCAACAACAAGGAAGCAGAAAAUUCCAUUUCGAGGCACGGUUCCUCUUCCUGCUAUUUCGACCCUUCGACCUUAAAGAGCUCCAAAAAGCCUGGCUACUUUCACAAACUUGAUGCCCUGAAACACGUGAAUUUCAAGCGACCCGAUAGCGACGGACAUCAGUACCUCGACAUUGGCUGUGGUUCUGGGGGAUUCACCAAAGACGCUCUACUACAAAAAGUGCGUCCCUGUCGGAGGAUCGUUGCCGUCGACAGAGAGGAAAUCUUACUGCAGUAUGCGAGCCAGUACGCCAGUCACCCGGACAUUUUCUAUGAGCUGCUUGACAUUGAGAAGGACGACCCACAGCCUCUAAUUGACAAGUACGGCCAAUUCGACCGCAUAUACUCCUUCCUGGCGCUUCAGUGCGUACGAGACCUGAAGAGUGCUUACCGAAACAUGUUCCGUCUGCUGAAGGAUGGCGGGGAAGGAGCUCUCGUUACGCUUACUGGGUCUGUCAUCACGGACAUCAUGCACCAGCUUCGUUGCACAGAAGAAUGGAAGGACUACGUUCCGGAUCCGACGAAGUUCUAUUCGGAGCGCUUCUUCUUCAAUGCUCCUAUUGUGGCAGAAGCAGUUGAGGAGGCAGAGCGAGUGGCCACAGCUGCUGCAGGGCUCAAUUUGGUGUCCUGCGCCGUUUACGACUGCCAGUGGAUAAUGCCGGAUGUGGACGCCUGGAUUGACCUGUACGUGCCCGUUUUCAAGUUGGACGCCCAGAUUCCAGAGGGAAAGCGUGACGCAUUUCGCAAGGACAUAAGGACCCUGCUGGAGCAGAAGACAACAUCAACGGCCGAGGGUUGCGCCAUGAGACACAGUUUUGUCGUCGUGCACUUGGAAAAAGCCUCAUAAAAUAAUCCGAAUGUCAAGCCUAUUUCAACUUAAAACAUUGCCUUAGAUCGCUACAUUGUACUGUCCACGAUGG
Rhipicephalus sanguineus (brown dog tick) is the source of this 998-nucleotide messenger RNA. RefSeq names its product juvenile hormone acid O-methyltransferase. The transcript has 3 exons. The record is from RefSeq and is a predicted model, not a curated record. Bases 32 to 925 code for a protein of 297 amino acids. NCBI's taxonomy places the organism in Eukaryota, Metazoa, Arthropoda, Arachnida, Ixodida, Ixodidae.